AUGAUGGCAGGCGACAUCAAGCGUCAUCUUAAAGUGCAUGUUGGUAAACAGAUCGAGGAGGAAGAUGUGCCGAGGGCUGCAGCGAUUAUGAAGGCAGGGAAGGCUACAAGGGGGCCAAGACAGGUGAGGGGGAAGAAGGAAGUGGAAACUCCGGGGAGAUUACGAAAAUGGUGCCCGGUAGACGGCUGCAACACAAUCACCAGCUAUCUUAAUCAGCAUCUGGUAAAGGCACACAGGUUAAAGAGCUCCCAUACCCAGUAUAGGGUCCAUCUCAAGGAGGCUAAAAGGUAUACUGGUAUCCAAGAGUUAGACUGCCUGCUCACUCUACCAUCCAAGGCACCGUCAUCCAAGCUGACAUCUCCGUCAUUCUUAACUGCUCAACCUAAUCCACGUGAACACAAAACCAACGAAGAUGAAGAAAUAGAAGAGACCCAAGGAAUAGAAGAGACCCAAGAACAAGAAGAAGAAGAAGAAGAAGAAUGGCAUCCAGAGGGAGAGGUGGAGGAGAGUGACGAAGAUUCUGAAGAUGCUCCAACCAUAAAGAUCAGGAAGGAGGAGUAUUACUCAGCGACAAAAUUUACGAGUUACCGCCACCAAUGGCUCUCUGGUUUCUUUAAGUACCUGAAGAGCCCAUCAGCGGGCUACAAAAAGCUUGAGAAUAGACUCCAGCACGUGGGCCAGGUGGAGAAGCUCUUGGAAACGCUGGACCCCAACGGUAAGGACAUCACCAUCCUAGGGGAGGAAUUUGGAGAUAUCGUAUGGAACAAAUGGGUCAGCCCACACCUUUCUGAGGGAACGAAGGCACCAGGUACGUUGGCCUCCUAUUUGACCAGUCUGGAAAAGUUUUUCGUUUUCGUCACGUCCGACAAGUACAAAAAGAAAGGAAAUGCCGCCGCUGCAUGGCAACGAUUUGGACUUGUUUAAGGGGCCAUCAACGCCCUGAAAGGCUGGCGUGUAACUAUCGAUAACGAAACCCAGGAUGUUCAGCACCGGACCCAUCUCAGAGAGUGCGAUACUCUCUUGACGGGAACAGACAUCAACCUUCUCUCUCAAUCAAAACCCUACAUAGAUGAUAUGAAGGCCAUAACUCAGGCCAAGGCAGGAAAAAGGCUCUCCAUACAACAAUUUACAAAUGCUCGCGAUCUUCUUCUGGUAAAACUCGCGCUACUUGUGGCAUCUCGACCUGCCCCGCUAGAGAAUGCUCUUCUUGAAGACUACCAAAAAGCGCAGGAGAAGGACGGAAACAGGGUCAUGUUAAUCCCGAAGCAUAAACGAUCUAGAGAGGGACCAGUACCACUUGGCAUGGAUAAAGAGGUGCAAGAUCUCAUGGAGGUCUAUGUCAAUAAGAUCAGACCACACUUUGUUGCAAAAGAUGUCAAACACCUCUUCGUUAAGAGUGACGGCCAAUCAUUCAACAGAAAUACCAUUGGAAAAAGAUUCUCUGCUUUCUUCGAGAAAAGUGGCGUGAGGACCGACAGACGCGUAAGCCAGACUGCUGUAAGAAAGUUUGUAACAACGGCAGCGAGAAGGCAUGCCCCAGAG
Molecule: messenger RNA, 1542 nt
Organism: Pocillopora meandrina
Lineage: Eukaryota; Metazoa; Cnidaria; Anthozoa; Scleractinia; Pocilloporidae
Source: the annotation of a GenBank genome assembly